This is a messenger RNA of Oryzias melastigma (Indian medaka), 5887 nucleotides long. RefSeq lists its product as uncharacterized. Gene Ontology annotation, molecular function: GTP binding. Lineage: Eukaryota; Metazoa; Chordata; Actinopteri; Beloniformes; Adrianichthyidae. The record is from RefSeq and is a predicted model, not a curated record. Bases 226 to 3831 code for a protein of 1201 amino acids. The transcript has 8 exons.
CUUUUAGAAAAAAACUCACUUUCCCUUUUGCUUUUAUGGCGCUCCGCAGCCUCGAAGGAACUUCUGCAGCGUGUUCUGGUCGAUAAUUAAAACGUCUUUAACUCUAACGAAGACAUUAAGACGAAUUUUAAGUCAGAGACAGACGGAUGAAGCUGAUUACCGAUGAUUAUUAGUCGAAGAAAAGCAGCAAAAUCAAAACUGCUCGUUUGCAGAUAAAGAAACAUCAUGGCGACGGCAGCAGCUGACACCGACGCUCCCAUGAGGCGCAGACACAGUAAUCCAUUUCUACCACCUAAUAUGUCUGAGCUGAGGGUGGUUCUUCUGGGGAACAGAAGUUUUUUAAGGAGCUCAGUGGGGAACAAAAUUGUAGGAGAAAACUGCCUCGAUGUUGAUGGAGAACCAAACUGCUGUCAGAGAGUUGGCACAACCACUGACAACCAAAAAAUCGUUCUGAUCAACACUCCUGAUCUUCAACAUCCAAACUUGUAUGGAGAAAAACAGGCUGAGUUUGUAAAAGACUUACUAAGCUACUGUGAUGCUGAACCUCAUCUAUUCCUACUGGUUCUACAACCUGAGUAUUUCACUAAGGAACAAAAGGAGAGGCUCCAGUUCAUCCUGCAGUUGUUUGAUUCUCCGUACAAGCACACUCUGACACUGAUUUCAACAUCCAAAGAAGAAAGCUCAGAUGUCAGAGAGAAAUAUCUUCAGGAUCCACUGUUAGGAGACUUUCUCUCUGAAUCUAAAUACGACUUUAUUCAGAAUAUUGAACUUCAACGUUCCAAGUUGUGGACAAUGAUUGACCAGGUUCUGGAGAAGAAUAAUGCAGAGUAUGCAGGUUUUCACAAAAAUAUAGAGUCACAUCUGGAGUUACCCAGUUGUCAUGGAAAUCUGAAGCAGGACAAAGAAAGCAGAAGCCUAUCAGGUGUUACAAGACUUGUUGGAAUGGCAGUUUUCAAUUAUGCAACAGAAUGGUGGCAAUCAAGAUCUGGUAAUCAAUCAGUGGAAAAAGCAGCCGCCCAGUUUUCUAUCAGGAUUGUUCUGCUGGGAAUGAGUGAAAACAAGAGAUCAAAACUGUCCAACUUUAUUAUUGGAAAUGAAGCUUUUCAUUCACAACCAUCAAGCAAACAAUGUGUGACAGCAUCUAGAGAAUGGAGAGGAAAAUCAGUUUUAGUUGUUAAAACUCCAGACCUGUUUGAGAUGAAUGAGCAGAUGGUGAGAGAAGAGAUGAACCGAUGCUGGAGUAUGAGCCUCCCUGGACCAAAUGUUCUGCUGCUGAUAGUGAAACCAUCGGACUUCACACAAGGAGAUGCAGAAAAACUGACCUUCAUCCUGAGUUGUUUUGGUCAGAAUAGUUUCAAACACUCCAUUAUUGUCCUCACACACAAAGAGAAGCAAAGCAAUGUUCUAAAUCAGCUGGUACAGAAGUGUGGAGGAAGACAGUACAACAUGUUGGAGAAAAACCAUGGAUUAUUGAUGGGGAUGAUUGCAAAGAUGACGACUGAAAACAGUGAAUCCUUCCUCACCUUCACUGAAGAGCCCAGAGGACCACAGUGUGAACAGAUCAAACCAGCUUUAAACCUGGUUCUGUGUGGUAGGAAAGGAGCAGGGAAGACUUCAGCAGCCAAGAGCAUUCUAGGUCUGUCAGAGCUCCAGUCAGUCAGCUCACAUCAGAGUGUCAGAAACCAGGCAGAGGUUUGUGGACGUUUGGUUUCUGUUGUGGAGCUGCCAGCCUUGUUUGAAAAACAUCCGAAGGAAGUGAUGCAGGAAUCCUUCAGGAGUGUCGCACUCUGUGACCCUGAGGGCGUCCACGCCUUCAUCCUGGUUCUUCCUGUGAAUCCACUCACUGAUGAAGACAAGGGAGAACUGCUGAUCAUCCAGAAGACAUUUGGCUCUCAGGUCAAAGACUUCACCAGGAUCCUCCUGUUCACUGUGGAUGUAGAUCCCAAAGAUCCAAAUGUUGUUAACUUUGUAGAACAAGAUAAAGACAUCCAGAAAUUAUGUCAGAGCUGUGGAGGAAGAUACAACAUUAUCAACAUCAAGAACAAACAGCAGAUCUCAGAGCUGCUGGAGAACAUUCAAGUGGAACAUAAUUACUCUGCAGAAACAUUUGUACAGGCACAGAUGGAAAAAGUCAUUGAACUAGAGGAGGAAGUGAGGCACCUAACCAGACAGGAUGCAUGUGAUGAACAGCAGCAAAGUCCAGAGAGUCUCAGGAUUGUUCUGAUCGGGAAGACUGGCAGCGGAAAGAGUUCUUCAGGAAACACCAUCCUGGGAAGAAAAGUGUUUGAAGCUAAAUUAAGUCCAACCUCAGUCACCAGACUUUGUCAGAAAGUUCAGGGUGAAGUGGACGGUCGUCCAGUUUUUGUGGUCGAUACUCCUGGUCUGUUUGACACUGCUGUUUGUCAUAAAGAUGUUUAUGAAGAGAUGGUGAAGUGCAUCAGUCUGCUGGCUCCAGGACCUCAUGUCUUCCUGCUGGUGAUCCAGAUCGGACGAUUUACAGAGGAAGAAAUGAAGACUCUGGCACUUAUUAAAGAAAGUUUUGGAGAAAAAUCUGAGCAGUUCACUAUCAUUCUCUUCACAAGAGGAGAUGAUCUGCAACGUAAUGAUCAAAGCAUUGAAGAUUAUAUUGAACAGGACACAAAGUCAUUGAAGAAACUGAUCAGAGACUGUGGAGACAGAUAUCAUGUGUUCAAUAACUGUGAUAAAACAGAUCAGCAGCAGGUGAGUGAGCUGAUGACAAAGAUCGACACAAUGGUAAAGAAAAAUGGAGGCGGCUACUUCAGUAAUAAGAUGCUGGAAGAGGCUGAAGCAGCAAUUCAGAAAGAAACCGAUAGAAUCCUGAAGGAAAAAGAAGAAGAAAUCAGGAAAGAAAAGCAGGAGCUUACAAGAAAACACGAAGAAGAAAUGCAAGAAAUGAAAAGAAAAAUGGAGGAAGAGAUGGAAAAACUGCAACUGAAAAGUGAACUGAAACUUAAAGAGAUGAAUGAAAAUAUUAGGAAAGAGCAAGAACAACAACAGAAAGAACAAGAUAAAAGAGAGAAAAAGAACAAAGAAAGACAGGAGGAUGAAGAACGUAAAAGAGAGGCUUUAAAGAAGCAAAUAAAAAAGUUGGACAAAGAAAUUCAGUCAGCUAAACAAGAAAAUAAAACAGAACUGGAAAAGGAGAGAAAGGAAAAGCAAAUGAAUCAAGAAGCCUGGGAGAAAGAGCGCAAAGAAUGGUGGGAAAAACGGAAACAAGAGGAAGAAAGGAGAGAACAGGAUGAGCAAAAACGACUGAAGGAACUUCAGGAACAGUUAGAGAGGGAAAGAGAAAAGUAUGAACAAAAAACCAUGGAAGAGAAUCUGAUCAGAAAAGAACUAGAAGAAAAAGAAAUGAAAUAUAAGGAAAAACUGGAGAACCUCCAGAAGAAGUUUCAAGAAGAAGCCAGAAAAAGAGCUGAACAGAAGAAUGAGUUCUUGACAAAAUAUGAAGCUCAGGAGGAAACAUACAAGAGUCAACUGAAGGACAAAGAUGAUAAGUAUGACUUAUUAAAGGCACUGAAAGAAACCACAGAAAGACAAAUAAGGGAAAAAUGGCAAGAAGAAAUCAAUAGGUUAGUGAGUUGUGUGUCUAAAAAGGAAGAAAAUCAGAUGAAAGUAAACGAUCUGCUGAAAAAACAGGAAGAAGAAAUGAACAAAGCUACAACUCAAGAAAAAGAAAACCUACAGACACAACAUGAAGAGGAAUUAAGUGACAUGAUGCAAAAAAUUCUCACUGAAGCUGAAACAAAAAAUUUCUUUAUGAACCUAAUCACUGAUAUAAGUGAUCGGAUAAAAAAUCUUUUCUUUUAAAGGGGCCGUACGAUGAUUUUCUUAAGCCUUUCAGAGUGAACUAUAUCCAUAUAUAUGAUCAUACAUUACCUUUGAAACACUAUUAAAACAUUUAUGAAAUAUUAGUUAUAUUUUGAGUUUUUUCCUACCCAGAAGUAAAACAGCUCGAUUCCUGAAGCUCCGCCUGCCACUGCGUGUGGGUGGAGUCCCCUCCAUGACAUCAUCCCAGACAAAAUACGUGUGUCUGUAUUUCUCCCACGAAAAUAAUACAAACUUCUUCAAAAAUGGAUGCACAUACCAUAUAUCUGUCUUUAGUAGCCCUGGCCAUCGCUACACUGGUUCACAGCACACACACAGCUUCUUCACCACUGUGUGACCGUGGGUUGGGAGGUGGGAGCAGGGGUCUAAAGGAACGACACGUUUAAAAGUAAAAAACACCUAUUUGAGCUGGAAUUUAUUGAAGACAGGAGACAACUGGAAUACAUAAGGUAUUAUGCAUCUAAAAUGAACUUUUUUUUUUUUUUUUUUUUGCUGAUUACCACUAGCUGUGGAGAAAUCAAAGGCUGUGUUAGUCUGGGGGCGGAGCUUGCAACACAGACUCUUCCUGGAGGGAGCUGUUGGCAUUGAUCUUACGUUAGCACGUUUCCAACCACUCGUUUUUGUGGGUAUGGGAGGGGCUGCUGCAGACUGCAGGUUUUUAGAGGAUUAUUCUUAAAUGCAUGAAUGGAUCAAAAUGCCACUUUGAGGUUCUUUAUAGUGAGGAGUAAACAGUAUAAUGCAUUUAAAACCUCAAAAAGUAGAAUUUUCAUGGUAGGGCCCCUUUAAGUAGAAAUAAGUCAUCUGGGACAAAACUGUCAAAAUAAGGUGAAAAAAAUCUUCUUAUCAUAUUUUAUGAAAUAAAAGCCUGUUAUUUCUGUAUUUUCUAUAGACAUUUUUUUUUUACAAAAAAAUGAACUUCCCGACUAAAACAGAUGAGAGACACUGAAUGAAGCUUCAACUUUCAUGAAGAUCAUUAAUGAUUAUGAUCAGCAGAUUGGUAAUAUCAACUCAUAAACUGCAACAGAGUAACUCACAGCUGUUUUAUGGAAAAAGUAAGAAGAUUUCUGCUCUCAAUGAAAAGAAACACAAAAGUAAAACUAAAUAGACAAAAAGUUUGUUCAAAAGCAUCAAGUUUAAACUCUGAAAUAACAUAAGAACAUCCAGCUAUGAGAAAAUGCUUUCCUUUAAAUACUUUAAAAAUAGAAAAUGUUGAAUAUUCCAGAUGUUUUAAGACAUGUUUGAAUUAUUUUAAUAUUUACCUAUACUUUUUACAAAACAUUUUACAACUUUUAUAACAUUUUUUUGGUUGCUCAUAGAUUUCUUUUGUGACUCUGAAAGUACUCAGAUGUAUUUGUGUCAGAAUGGUUUUGAAAUCUUUUGCUUUUUUAAUGUGUUUGAGAAUGUUCUGUUUCUGCUUUUGAUUAAUUUGGUUUUAGUCAGUUGGCUUCCUAAACUUUAUGAACAUAUUUUCUCCAGAAUCAUAACUACAGUAUAUACCUCCUCAGUGAAAAAAAAAAAACAAAAACAUUUGAAAAGUGUUUUAUUUUUAGUUUUAAAAUUGAAGCAAAUCAAAAUAUUAAGCAGCUUUUUAGCAUAAAUGUAUCCAACAUAUAAAAGUUGAAAGAGGUGCAACUUCUUGUUUGUGUUUUUAUGUAUUUCUUUCGUCAAUUUAUUAUUUUCUUUAUUUUGAUAAUGAACUAACUACUAAUUCAAAGUUCAAUAAAAGUUAUAUUUCAGUUUUUAUUCAUUCUGAUAAUGUGCAUUUCUGUAAACACAGGUUUGUUGUUUUUGAUCUAUUAAACUGCAAGACGUUAUGUAAUCCUUUUCUUUUUGGUGUGGAAAAAUUCACUAAAAAGAUCAAUGAAACUGUUUUAAGUUGUUUUUGUCAUGAAAUCAGACAGUAAAGACCUCUGUGUAGAAACUAUUUACCAGUAUUCUCACUUAAAAAAGUGUUUCAAAUAUUGGGAAACAAAAAACAUAAUUAAGAUGAAAAGAAACGACCAACAAGCUGUGCUUGGUGUGCUGUGCACAUAGGACC